AGCGAAACAGUUCCAUUUUUUUCCAUCUCUUUAUACAUUCUCUCUCUCAUUUCAUUGUUCACAGAUAUUAUACAAUCUCUUUCCAUUUCUUAGUUGCAGACUCACAGUGCAGAGAGAGAGAGAGUGGGAAAAGCCCAAAGAAGCUUCUCUUUCUUCAUCUACUUGAUUGUAACUGAGUCUUUGGUGUAAACAGCUUCUUCUUCUUCUUCUUGUUUAAAAGGCAUUUUGUGCUUUUGUGGGUGUUAAUUACUGUGAUUUAAGGUUGCUGGUGAGGCUUUGAUGUCUGCGUCUUUGGAGCAUGAUUACAUAGGCUUAUCGGAGCCUCCUCCUUCAAUGGAAGGCUCUGAGAGGAAAAGUGGGGGCUUGAACCUUAAAGCCACUGAGCUGAGACUUGGCCUCCCUGGGUCCCAGUCACCUGAGAGAGAUAACGUCUACCCGCCUGGGGUGAUGAAGAACUUGUUGGGAGUGUCUGGGGCCAAGAGGGGCUUCUCUGACGCCAUUGAUGGAAGUUCUGGCAAGUGGGUUUUCUCUGGGAGUGGCGGAUCUGAGGCUGAGUUGGGUAAAGGUGGGAACUUGUUCUCUCCCAGAGGUAAUAAUGGUGUGGGGAAGGGUGGUCUUGGAAGUGGGUCGGAGGGUAACAAUCAGAAUACGGGUUUGGGUGGUCCGGGUUUGAAAGAUGGUAAUGCUGUUGGUCCUCAGUCGCCUAAGCCGUUGCAGGAGAAGAAGCCCCAGCUCUCUGCUCCUGCGGCAAAGGCACAGGUUGUGGGAUGGCCACCAAUUCGCUCUUUCCGGAAGAAUUCAAUGGCUUCUCAUCCUCCAAAGAGUGACGAUGAUGCAGAGGGCAAGUUGGGAUCUGGAUGUCUUUAUGUCAAGGUCAGCAUGGAUGGUGCUCCAUACCUGAGGAAGAUUGAUCUCAAAACCUAUGGCAGCUAUAUGGAACUCUCUUCAGCAUUGGAAAAGAUGUUCAGCUGCUUUACAAUUGGUCAGUGUGGCUCUCAUGGAGUUCCAAGCAGAGAUGGAUUGAGCGAGAGUCGUCUUAUGGAUUUACUCCAUGGUUCUGAAUAUGUACUCACCUAUGAAGACAAAGAUGGUGAUUGGAUGCUAGUUGGUGAUGUUCCCUGGGAGAUGUUCACUGACUCUUGUAAGAGGAUGAGGAUAAUGAAGAGUUCGGAGGCCAUUGGGCUAGCUCCAAGGGCAAUGGAAAAGUGCAAAAACCGUAACUAGUGCAACACAAGCGCAAUGGAUGGUUAUGAUAGUCUAAUUAAAGCAUAAUGAUCAUGGAUGUGGUUUCUAUCUACAUGCUGAAAGCCAUGAAUGGGCCUCAAAAUUGGCCCCGCUGUUUCCUUUCUAUGUAAUGGUUCUAAAUGUUGAAGAUUUGAUGUAAUGGAAAAAACAAUGUAGUAGGUAAGAUAUAUCAUCCUAGAUGGUCCCAGGUUUCUUAGGUUCCCCCCUCUCUCCUCUCUCUUGCUGUCAUGUAAUCCGAUUCUGAUUGCUGGUUGUUAAGCUUACAGUAUUAUGUAAAUGGUUUGCUUGCUGUA
Corylus avellana is the source of this 1538-nucleotide messenger RNA. RefSeq names its product phytochrome-associated protein 2 (gene PAP2). NCBI's taxonomy places the organism in Eukaryota, Viridiplantae, Streptophyta, Magnoliopsida, Fagales, Betulaceae. Gene Ontology annotation, biological process: regulation of DNA-templated transcription. The record is from RefSeq and is a predicted model, not a curated record. Gene Ontology annotation, cellular component: nucleus.